Molecule: messenger RNA, 2385 nt
Organism: Aureobasidium musti
Lineage: Eukaryota; Fungi; Ascomycota; Dothideomycetes; Dothideales; Saccotheciaceae
Source: the annotation of a GenBank genome assembly
AUGGCAUGUGAAGGUCGGCAAGAUCCGAGCUUUGACGAUGACUUCACCAGGGCAGCAACUUUAGCUCUCUCGAACAAUCAAUUCCCCAAACCCAACUUUACACAACCUACCUACACCAUCGCCUGGUCGCGCCACUUGAUCCAUCCAAGUCGCGUCGUCUCUGGAAGACCGAUCCUCACGAGCGACAAGAUGGAGCGCGCAAGCUUCAAGCGCAAAGGCGAAUUCGGCGCCGCCAACAACAGCCGCAAGAGCGCCAAACUAGACGACACCAACGGACCACCCGCCAACCCAACCGGCAAGAUGACCUUCGCCGAGCGCAUGAUGGCCAAGAUGGGCUACAAACAAGGCCAAGGACUGGGAAAGCAAGGCGAAGGAAUCGUCAACCCCAUCGAAGUCAAACUGCGACCACAAGGAGCAGGAGUCGGCGCCGUAAAAGAAAAAGACAGAACAGUACAAAGCCGAGCAAAGANNCGCAAAGCCGAAGCCAAAGGCGAGGAAUACGAGGAUUCUAGCGAAGAGGAACGGAGAGCGAGGAAAAGAAGGAAUGAGAGGAAGAAAGAAGAAAGAGCUGGUGGUGUGGGUGGGGGCAGGAGAAAGACUAAAUACCGUACUGUGGAGGAUGUGCGUGCUGCGGCUCCUGGAUUGGAGUUGCCGAAAGCUAUGUUGGGCAGUAUUGUUGAUGCUACGGGAGGGACUACGAAACUGCUUACCAGCACUGCUGGACUCAUGACACCGACUCUCGUCCCUGCCGAGACCGAAGCCGACAAGGUAGCCAAACGCGAGAGACUGGAACUGGAAGCUUUUAUCGAAGCAUGGCAUGGUUUGCAAGAGCGAAAAGUGGUUGUUGAAGAACAGCAAGGUCAUUUGCAGAUGGACAUCAAUCAAGCCGACGACGACAUCAAGAAGAUGCAAGAGAUGGUUGAAGCAGUCGAAGCCUUGAAUAUCGCAAACAUUGAUUGGGGUCAAGCAAUGGAGAAGCUAGGGAAACUACAACAAGACUUCCGACAUGAUAUCGACAGCUACAAUCUGUCUGAGGCGGCUGUCGCAACCAUUACACCUCUGUUCAAAGCUGAUCUGGAUGACUGGGAUCCUCUGGAAACGCCAUCCUACCGAUUGGUCGAACAUCUUACACAUCUCAAACCUAUUCUAGGCUUGGAANAAACCUCAUCUGCAUUGGCAACCUCUAAUCCGGACAUCGAACCCGAGCAACGACGCUACCGCAAACAGAAAACCACUACACCAUAUGAGAGUUUGAUCUACGGCGUUUGGCUGCCCAAAAUGCGAUCCACUGUUACACGCUGGGAUGUACACGAUCCUGCUUCUUUGAUUACCGUGGUCACAGCUUGGAGACCUCUACUUCCUGCUUUCGUCUACUCAAACCUGCUAGACCAGCAAAUCGUGCCGAAAUUGUCAGAAGCAUUGAGUGUCUGGAACCCACGGAAGCGACGCCAUCAUCAUAAAUCCUCGAGUAAUGAUGCACCACACAUUUGGUUGUUCCCAUGGUUACCACUACUCCCACCCUAUCAUCUAGAUCCAAAAUCUACCACUGGAUUGCUGGUCGAUGCGAAAAGAAAAUUCCGCCGUGUAUUGGAUACAUGCGAUAUUUCUGCAUUGGUACCAGGUCUCGAACACUGGAAACAACUAUUCGGACAAAAAGACUUUGACGCCACAAUGUUACGCCACGUACUCCCUCGUUUGGCAUCUCAUCUGUCUAAUACCUUUGACAUCGAUCCAGCAGAACAAGAUAUUUCACCUUUGGAACAUGUAUUCGCUUGGCAACCUUUCUUCACACCAGCCGUCUUUGCUCGUUUGCUGGUUGCAGAGUUUNUCCCUAAACUGCAUGGGGUGUUGCAUCAAUGGUUGACUUCUCCAGAAGCUUCGUUUGAAGAAAUAGGUGCUUGGUAUACAUGGUGGAAAUCCGUGAUUCCUGAAAGUUUGCAGAGGAUUGCAGAGGUACAGGCAGAGUUUGAUAAAGCUUUGGGAACUAUCAACGAUGCGUUGACUUUACAAGAUCAAGGCAGGGAUAUGGCAGAGUUGCCUGCUCCUGCUGCUGGACCUUCUCGUCCUAUUGUUUCUGCAACUUCUGCAUCUACUUCCACAGCAACAGCAGCAAACCCCGUUGAGCAACAACAAGACCUCUCUUUCAAAGAUAUCGUCGAGGAAUGGUGUACAGAACACGAUCUCACACUCUUGCCUCUGAGGGAAGCACAUCCAAGCACCGGAUCUCCCUUAUUCAGAAUCACAGCCAGUGUGGNNAGUGGAAGAGGAGGUGUGGUUGUGUUUUUCAGAGGAGAGGUCUUGUGGGUGCAGAAAAGGAAAAGGGAAGAUGGGUUUGAGCCUUUGGGAUUAGAUGAUAAAUUGCUCGAGAGAGCGGAGGGAAAGUAA